GUUGGUCAGUGAGGCGUAGCUAGGCUAGCUUCUCAAUGGCAUGUUAUGUUUUCAGCAGUAACGAUAGUCUGCAAUAAUAUUUGGUAGAACUUCUCGUUUAUGAAAGCUGUGUAACGUUUGUGUGUGUUAUUUUACCAGAAUGGAAGGUAAAAUGAUCGGACCGGGUCCAUACAGGGCAACAAAGUUGUGGAAUGAAACUAUCAAGCUCUUCCGUGGAGGCAUGCCUCUGAAAAGACACUGGGCAUACUUCCGUAGCUAUGACAACAGCUUCACUGGAUCCGAGGCCGUUGAUUGGCUACAUGAGCUGCUGAAGCGAAACCAUAACUUUGGGCCAGAGGUGACCCGGUACCAGACCCUGCAACUGCUCAGGAAAUUCAUGAAGAACCACGUCGUUGAGGAUGUCAAGGGCCGCUAUGGUAAAGAAGACUUUGAGGACAGUGGUCAAGUCUACAGGUUCCCUCCUACGUCCCCCCUGAAGCCCCUGCCCCAGCGGCCCCCAGUGUCAGAGAACUGCGACCUGCCCCGGCUCAUCCGCUGGGAUGACUACGAGGAACUGCCGCAGCCAGAGAAGAUCCCCAUGAAGUCUCUGAUCCUGAACUCAGAGACGUGGAACAAGAGACACAGCAUAGCCAUUGGAGAGGUGCACGAGUGCAAAAUCAUACGCAGGAGUGACAUCACCCCCAAGCAAGUCGACCAAAUCUGGAAGAAAAUGACAAUCACACAUUUGCAGAGAGUGCUGGGUCUGAAGACAAUGGAUGGCGUGUUGGAUCCCAAACACGUGAAUGCAAAGCAUAUCAUUCACAACGUAUUCAGUGUCAACAAAACAGGAAUAGUCAUUGUGAAGAACAAAGCGGAGGACAUGCCCUAUUGGGUUCUAUCAGCAAUGAAGUGCCUAGCCAACUGGCCCAACGGUAGGGAGACCAAGCAGCCCAUGUACCCAGGCUUUGAGCGUGAUGUGCUGCGGACGGUGGCUGAGUACUUCCAGAGACUCAAGGAGCCCCUGUUGACCUUCCAGCUCUAUGAAGUCUUUGUCAACAUUCUCAGUCUGCUGCAGCAGAAAGAGGUGGCAGCAGAGGCCCUCCAGGUGUGCAGCCUCCUCCUGCCACCGGCCAACCGCCGCAGACUCCAACUGCUCCUCCGCCUCAUGGCCAGGGUCUGCCAGAACCCUGCCCUUCCCCCGCUUAAUGACGCCAUAGCAACACGCACCCUGAUGGUGCAGACAUUCUCGCGCUGCAUCCUGGGUUCUGCAGAGGAGGUGGACCUGGACGAGCUUCUGGCCACCAAGCUGGUCAGCUUCAUGAUGGAGCACCACGACAGUGUCCUCAGGGUGCCCUCUAACCUGCACAGACAUGUGGACGAUCACCUCUCCCACCUCAGGAGGGUACAGAUAAAGUAUGCCGGUGCGGAUACAGACGCCUCCCUGGUGUCUCCGUCGUACUGCAGGAAGAUUAGCAGGGCAGAGUUUGAAGAGCAGAGAGUCUCCAGCUCCCAGGGGUCCAUGCAGGAGCUGCUGGAGGGCCUCAUCGCCGACACUGAGCUCUCAGCCAAGGACAAGAGGAAGAGACUCAAGCAGUUUCAGAAGUCCUAUCCGGAGAUCUACCGCAGGCGGUUCCCCACAGCGGAGAGCAAGGCUGCCGUCUUACCAGAGAAAGCUCCACGGCUCAAACCCCAGCUCAUGCUCCUAACCCUGAAGAAACCCUUCCAGCCUUUCCAAAGGAGUUGGAGCUUUAGGGCCUAACUCUCACCUCUGACUCGGCACGUCUGACCUCUACAGUGUGGCCAGGAGACAGGGAGGAUUAUGGGUGUUGGAGUGUUUGGAGCUUAUUCCAUAGCAGGUCAAUGAGAAUUCACAGGGGUAAAGUGGCAAUAGAUGGAAUAGUGUUGCCAAUUUGACUUACUAUACUAGAAACUACUGUUAAACUAAGAAGAGGAUGCUAGGAAUCCAUUAAGGGCAGCUUGUGUUAGCCAACAUUAAACAGUGAAUGGAAAUUAUCCUGCAUAACAGGUCCAUAGAAUUGGUUACUACAGGUAGAAUUAUAAAUGUGUGUGCCAUGUUUAAAUUGGUUUCAAAAAACAAAACAAUUUUGACCUUGUCUCAUCGCUGUAACUCCCCAAUGGGCUCGGGAGGUGAAGGUUGAGUCAUGCGUCCUCUGAAACAUGGUUCUUAGCACCCGUCCGCUUAACCCGGAAGCCAAACUCACCAAUGUGUUGUAGGAAACACCAUUCAACUGACGACCAGGUCAGCCUGCAGGCGCCCGGCCCGCCACAAGGAGUUGCUAGAGCGCAAUGUGCCAAGUAAAGCCUCCCUGGCCAAACCCUCCCCUAACCCGGACGACGCUGGGCCAAUUGUGCGCCGCCUUAUGGGACUUCCGAUCGCAGCUGAUUGUGAUACAGCCCGGGAUCGAACCUGGGUCUGUAGUGACGCCUCUAGCACUGCGAUGCAGUGUCUUAGACCGCUGCACCACUCGGGAGGCCCAUGUUUUUCUUCCACCAAGUGAACACAGAAUCUUUAAAAAGUCAAAUGCAUUUCAAUUGGCCAUUUACAGUGAGCUCAAAGUAUUGGGACAGUGAUAUUUUUGUUGUUGUUUUAGCUCUGUACUGCAGCACUUUGGAUUUGAAAUGAUACAAUGACUAUGGGGUUAAAGUGCAGACUGUCAGCUUUAAUUUUAGGGUAUUUUCAUGCCAUUUCAGGGAACCAAAAGUAUUGGAACAAAUUCACAUGUGUAUUAAAGUAGUCAAAAGUUUAGUAUUUGGUUCCAUAUUCAAAGCACGCAAUGACUACAUCAAGCUUGUAAAUACACAUUUGUUGAAUGAGUUUGCUGUUUGUUUUGGUUGUGUUUCAGAUUAUUUUGUGCCCAUUAGAAAUGAACGGUGAAUAAUGUAUUGUCAUUUUGGAGUCACUUUUAUUGUAAAUAUGAAGAAUAGAAUGUUUUUUAACACUUCUACAUUAAGGUGGAUGCUACCAUGAUUAUUGAUAGUUCUUAAUGAAAUUGUGAAUAAUGAUGAAAGUUACAGACGCACAAAUAUCACACUCACAGAAAUGCUAGCCUCUCCUAUUGUAGUGUUGAGAGGUUAACAUGUCUUUGGGGAAUGAUAUUUGUGAUUUUAAGUUUCUAACUCCUCAUUAUUCAUGAUUAAUUCAAGAUUAUCCGUAAUCAUGUGGGGAUCCACAUUUAAUGUAGAAACAUUGUAUUCUUAUUUACAAUAACAGUGACUCAAAUAACACAAUACAUUAUUUACCAAGCAUUUCAAUAUGGCACAAAAUAAUCUGAAACGCAACCAAAACAAACAGCAAAUUCCAUACAACAAGAUUGUAGUCACAAGCGUGAUGUAAUCAUUGCAUACUAUGAAUAUGGGACCAAAUACUAAACUUUAAACUACUUUAAUACACAAGUGAAUUUAUCCCAAAAGUGUACAAAAAGUGCUGUUAUUUCUAUACGGUUCACCCGAUAUGGAUGAAAAUUCCCUCGAAUCAAAUGAAAGAUCGACAGUCGUCUGCACUUGAACCUCAUAGUCAUUGUAUAAUUUCAAAACCAAAGUUCUGGAGUAAAGAGCUAAGACAACAACAAAGGUGUCACUGUCCCAAUACUUCUGGAGUUCACUAUAUGUCCCUGUUAAUAUUAUUUGGUGAGUGUGCUCUUUCUCAGAACACAUAGGUACUGAAGGGCUGGAAGAGCCCUUUUCUUCAAUAUAGCACCGAUCUAUGGAAUUGUCAGUCAUCUCUGAUUAUUCACUUAAUUUGAUUAUAUAAUUUCAUAAUCAUCUUUUUUACUACUAGGCCUUCUGGAGACACACCCCAGUUUGCUUUGGGGUGGAUCGAGUCAUUUCAUGAGACAAAUGUGUUGUUUUUAAAUGUAAUAGUCAUGGUACUGUAUUUCAGUAAUGGAAAAUGUUAUUUCAAGUUGAAUAUAUUUUUGAUAACUCUAAACUACGUUCAUCGACCUUGUCUUUACAUCUGUUUUUCUGAUCACACUGGAGAACUAGAAACCGUCGUUAAGAAUGAUGCUGAAAAACUCACUGAAGUGCCAGUUGAUAAUACUGUAUAUUUGUUGGAAUGUUGUUAGUCAUUUUGUAUAUAGUUAUAAGAAGUAUUUUUCACACAGUCACACAGUAUGUCCUUUACUAUAACAAGCAUGUUUAUGUUUUUCCAUUUAGUUUUAUUUCCUUUCACUUUGUCUUACUACUGUACCUACUUUCUCUAAUGACAACUUUAGCUUUCAUCACCUCUUUUUUUUCUUCUUUUUUUUGAGAGAUGUUUAAUCAUAAAAAAACUAACUUUUAGCACUGGAUAAUUUUAUACAGAUGAUAUCAAUACAAGUAUUUUUGGCUGAUAAUGUUAUUGGAUAGAUGGAAGAAUGCUGGAAUCUUGACUGUUACGCCUUACUGCAGGUAGUAAGUGGCUGCUCUUGCAUUUUUGCUGGAAUAAGGAAACCUGAUGAAUACAAGCAAUGUAAAAGAA
This is a messenger RNA of Salvelinus fontinalis (brook trout), 4459 nucleotides long. It is a transcript of the gene depdc1b, whose product is annotated as DEP domain containing 1B. The transcript is spliced from 11 exons. NCBI's taxonomy places the organism in Eukaryota, Metazoa, Chordata, Actinopteri, Salmoniformes, Salmonidae. The coding region runs from base 140 to 1738 and encodes 532 amino acids. The record is from RefSeq and is a predicted model, not a curated record. Gene Ontology annotation, biological process: intracellular signal transduction.